AUGGGAGCGUUGAAGAAGUAUUUUCUGGAGUAUCUGCCUGCGAAGUAUUCCAUUGCUGAUAUCCACGCCAGGAGUACAAUGAAAAUGCCUAAAUAUUCGCUAGGGAUCGGUGCACUAUUGCUCUCUGGCCUAUUUUUCAGAAGCAAAACAGGAGGAAGAGUGCUGAGCGAAAUGUACAAAAUUGGGUUUGCUGAUAAACUGCGCGGCGAAGAACUUCCUGAACAGGGCGAAAACAAGCUGCCCACUGUUCUUAUAGACAUUGAAGACAUUUUGCUGAGCAAAACAUGGUCAUUCGCAAUCCUCGGGUACGAGUACAAGAUAAGGCCAAACGCAGAAGCCUUUCUUUUCCAGCUCUCAAACGAGUACGAAAUUGUAGGAAUAUCAUCACUUCCGAACGAAAUGACGAACGAGAUCCUGCUGAAACUAGAUCCAUACGGGUGCAUAAAGUACAGAAUGCACGUACCCAACAGAGACAAGCUGAAUUUGAAAGCUUUGAACAGAAACCUGAACAGCUUAAUAAGAGUGCGAAGUAAAUCAGAGAGCGAAAACGAUCUGUCAGUUGAUAAAUGGGAUGGAUUCAAUACGUCCAAUGAUCUGAUGAGUCUACUAGACUUUCUACUAAACCUGAAGCAGAUCAGUCCAGAGGACUUCACAGGCACAAUACAGUCGUACAAAAACAAGCCAUUCACAAAAAAGUACGAAGAAGACAGAAAAACACUCUAUCCAUUAAAAAGGCAGUACAUUUUGUUUAAAAACCCAAACGCAGCUGAGGAAUACGCAGAAAGAAUAAACAGGAAGAGAAUAGAAGAGUACGAAGUGGCAAAGGAGUAUAUAGAAAAUCAGAUGAGAAUAGAUAAGAUAGGGAGUAAAAAUAAAUGA
Molecule: messenger RNA, 879 nt
Organism: Nematocida minor
Lineage: Eukaryota; Fungi; Microsporidia
Product: mitochondrial import inner membrane translocase subunit TIM50
Exons: 1
Coding region: 1-879 (292 amino acids)
Source: RefSeq, a predicted model, not a curated record